GCCAGUUCAAUGUGAACCGAACCAGAGGACGGACAAUCGUGAUAGAACGUUCCUGAAAACGAUUGGCUCUGCUGGUUGAUUUAAAUUUCUGACGUCAUGCGCGAAACAGCCCAUCUGUCCGCGAUGCUUCUUCAUGUCCAGCUGUCCCUCGUUUUGGCAGUACGCUGAGAGAAUAUUUUCCGAGUGGCCAUCACCGUACGGUUUUUGGUGAAAGUGCAUAGCCCUGAAUACUGAGGGUGAAAAUUCAGCGUUAGUGGUACGCUCGUUACUUAGACGAUCGGUUUUUUGUUUGGAGGUGAUUCUCUUAACGCGGAAGAAAAGGCUCGCGGCAACGUGUAACGGUAUCAGCAAGCAGCGCAACACAGAACGACCUUCUGAUACUCGCAUAAGGCAAAGACGUACGCAGCAUCCUGUUCUAGGAUUAAAAAGCAGCUCGCUCGUAAGAGGAGUUGGGUCGCAAGAAGCGAUCAUAGAUAAUUCAGAACCCGUUGGACUCUUGACUUUUGGAGACCUAUUACGCCAGUGAGAGUAACCCUACAGGGACAUUCAAUACACACGCUACAUAUUCAACGUUUUACCAAGUUCGGGACGACCUAGCCGUUCGUCAGGAAUGUCCACUCCUGCGAGAAGGAGACUCAUGAGAGACUUCAAGAGGUUACAAGAAGAUCCACCCACUGGAGUGUCAGGUGCACCAACAGAUAAUAAUAUCAUGAUAUGGAAUGCAGUUAUAUUUGGACCACACGACACUCCCUUUGAGGAUGGUACUUUCAAACUAACAAUAGAGUUCACAGAGGAAUAUCCAAACAAACCACCCACAGUGAGAUUUGUCAGUAAGAUGUUCCACCCUAACGUAUAUGCCGAUGGAGGAAUCUGUCUAGACAUAUUACAGAACCGCUGGAGUCCAACGUACGACGUCUCUGCUAUUCUGACAUCCAUACAGUCUCUUUUGGAUGAGCCAAAUCCGAAUUCUCCAGCGAAUUCUCUUGCGGCUCAAUUGUAUCAAGAAAAUAAGCGCGAAUAUGAGAAAAGAGUCGCAACGGUCGUUGAGCAGUCUUGGUUGAACUUUCAAGAAAGCCAUACGGAGGAUCCUCGCUGACAUUAGGUUCUUCGAAGAAAUAAAAGAAAUGGGAGAAAAGGAGAAGCAGAUGUAGAGGCAGACUAAUAACAUGGAGUAACGCCAUGAGCAUAUGUGAUCAUCAUAAUUAUACAUAUACUUCAUAUCAUUUUUUAGCUCAUCCACAAUGUAAUUUUUAGAUAUUCUUCGAGUAAUAUUAGAUUAUGCACACUAAUAAACAAUAAGUAUAUAGAGAUUAAUGCACUUCAGAUUGAACGUUUGAUGUAGUGAAUUUUUAAAGAAAAUGUAGUAUUGGGAUAAGAGGAGUGAUAAGAUGGGAAUAAGACACAAAUUUUUCUUCAUUUAGAAAUUUCUUAGGAAUAUUUAACAGUCUGCUAUGAACGACCGUGUCGUAAAGAUAAUUUUAGCAGGUAUUUGUUAAAAUGAAUGGUCAGAAUCCAUUUAUCAAAGAAUUUAUUGGUCAACAAAACCAUAUAUUGUAAACGAAAUCACUUACUCAUAUACAUAAUUACAGUUACCGAUGUAAUUAAUUGAUCAGUGUAAUUAAAAAGAAUUGCCAGUAAUA
Molecule: messenger RNA, 1640 nt
Organism: Cephus cinctus (wheat stem sawfly)
Lineage: Eukaryota; Metazoa; Arthropoda; Insecta; Hymenoptera; Cephidae
Gene: Ubc6
Product: ubiquitin-conjugating enzyme E2-17 kDa
Exons: 5
Coding region: 611-1096 (161 amino acids)
Biological process (GO): protein polyubiquitination; proteasome-mediated ubiquitin-dependent protein catabolic process; DNA repair
Cellular component (GO): HULC complex
Molecular function (GO): ubiquitin conjugating enzyme activity
Source: RefSeq, a predicted model, not a curated record